This is a messenger RNA of Apodemus sylvaticus (European woodmouse), 1896 nucleotides long. Its product is annotated as CD209 antigen-like protein C. NCBI's taxonomy places the organism in Eukaryota, Metazoa, Chordata, Mammalia, Rodentia, Muridae. The record is from RefSeq and is a predicted model, not a curated record. Bases 86 to 805 code for a protein of 239 amino acids. The transcript has 7 exons.
GAGAUUCAAGGAGUGAGCAACAGUGGAUGGUAAAUAGAUGUCAUUGUCCCCUGCAGUUUCUGGAACAGUGGGACAGCCGUGAAAGAUGAAUGACUCCGAGGAAGGCAGACUACAGCAACUGGGCUCCCUGGAUGAGGAACACCUGAUAUCCAGCGACACCAGAUACUCCCUCAAAGGCUUCAGAUUUCAAUCACCCUAUAUCCUCAAGAAAGCAGGACAUCUGUGCCGUGGUCUCGGCCCCUUCAUGCUGCAGUUUUCCUGCCUCACACUCUCUACUGCUCUCCUGCUGGCUCUUCUUGUCAAAGUGUCUAACGUUGCCCACUCCCAGCAACAGGAACAGGCAAAGAAGGAGAAGAUAAACCAGGAAAUGACCCAGCUAAAGCCUCAAAUAAACCGCCUGUGCCGCCCCUGCUCCUGGGACUGGACACUGUUCCAAGGAAACUGUUACUUCUUCUCCAAGUUCCAACAGAACUGGAAUGACUCCGUCAUUGCCUGCAAAAGACUGGAUGCCCAACUAGUGGUCAUCAAAAGUGGUGAUGAGCAGAGCUUCCUGCAACAGACUUCUAAAGAGAAAGGCUAUGCCUGGAUGGGCCUGUCAGACCUGAAGCAUGAAGGCGUGUGGCACUGGGUGGACGGUUCACAUCUGCUCUUCAGUUUCAUGAAAUACUGGAACAAAGGAGAACCCAACAACGAGUGGGAAGAAGACUGUGCAGAGUUCAGAGGUGAUGGCUGGAAUGAUGCCCCAUGUGCAGUAAAGAAAUACUGGAUCUGCAAGAAGUCUGCUAUGUCCUGCCCUGAGAAAUGAUGUGUCAUCUCUCUGUAACACCUGUUGUCCAAAUGGCCCUGCAGGGUGACUGAACUUAACCCACAGUCUAUGCAUGCCAGUUCCUUCUUCUGCCAGCAUGAAGCUCUUAAGUGCAUCUGUUUCCUGAUUCAUCCUCCCCCCUUCACUCUCUCUCUUUCUCUCUCCCUCCCCACGCCCCAGUGUGUGUGUGUGUGUGUGUGUGUGUGUGAGUGUGUGUGUGUGUGAGUGUGUGUGUGUCUUAUAUUUUGCUGCUAGGUAGGGGGCACUUUAAAGGACAUAUGACAGGAGCUGGAGUGGGACAUAAGGAGUGGUGAGCUGGCCAGUCCAGGUGGCCCACCCGCAAGGCAUUGUUAAACACCUCUGAGUCUUGAUCAUGCCCUCACAGCUUCCAAACAAGGGUGAGGGACAGGAAGGAAGCAGGACACAGAAUUCCCUUCUGUCAUUCCUGGCCCCCAGCAAGGACAUUCUGGAAACUGUUAGAUUGGGAGUCCCUGCCCUAUCUGUGUCUAUAUCCUCAUCAGAACAAAAUUAAGGCUGUACCCAUUAAGCAAGAGGUCAUACAGCCCCCUGGAAACCUUCAUUCCCUUUCAUGUCUCUGUUAAAGUCACCACUCCUGCAAACAAAAUUCUACAACACCUUUCUUUCUGCAGCUAGCUUGUUUUGCUUGGCAUAAUAUCCCUAAGGCCCACAGUGUGGAGUCUAUCAUACAUUUUUCUUAUUCACCCCUAAUUGUGGGCCGGACCUAGUAAGGCACCCCCCCCCAUGCACAUUAUGUAACCGAUAUACAGUUCGGUCUUCAUGUGGAUCCCCUAACAACUGGAACAUGGCAUUGUGUGUGUGUGGUGGGGAGGGGUGGCCCUGACUCUAUUGCAAGCUUGUGGAUCCUGUUCUCCUAACUGGGCUACCAUAUCUGCCCACAGAAGGAGAGGAUAUACCCAGCCCUACAGUGACUUGAUGUGCCAGGGAGGGUUGGUGCCCAGGAGGGUCUCCCCCUUCUCAGAGGAGAAGGAGAGGGGGCAUAGGGGGAGGGAAUGUGUGAAGGAGGUAUUGGGAGGAAUGGGGCUGCAAUCAGGAUGUAAAGUGAAUAAAUA